AUGGCUCCUCCGCUGCAGGAUACCGGGGUGGGGGCUGUAGGGGGAGAGAAAAAGGCGAACGGGAGCGAAAUCUGUUCCCGCCGUUUUUUCACGUGGGAAGAAAUCGGUCUGCGCACGGGACGGAUUCAGCCUCAUCUUCAGGAAAAGUGGCUUGUGAUUGACAGGAAGGUCUACGACAUCAGCAGCUUCUACAAGCGGCACCCGGGGGGCCAAAGGGUGAUUUCCCACUACGCUGGGCAGGAUGCCACGGAUGCAUUCACAGCAUUUCACUUGAGUAAGGCUCAACCAAACAAGUAUUUGAAUUCCUUGCUGAUAGGAGAACUGGCACAUGAUCAACCAAGUUGUGAACCCAGUAAAAAUCAAUUGCUUAUUAAUGACUUCCGGGAACUGCGAUCAACUGUUGAGAAAAUGGGACUUCUGACACCAAGUCUCCUGUUUUUCAGUCUGAUUUUUCUUCAUAUUUUAUUCUUUGAUAUCUCUGCUUGGUUGAUAAUCUGGUAUUUUGGCACAUCUUCAAUACCAUUCUACACAGGUGUUGCAUUUUUUACUAUUGCUCAGACCCAAUUGUCUUGGCUCCAACAUGAUUUGGGUCAUCUGUCAGUCUUUAAAACAUCCAAGGGAAACCAUAUUGCCCAUAGGAUCAUCUUGAGUCUCCUGAAAGGAUUUCCAGCCAAAUGGUGGAAUGCUUUGCAUUUCCAGCAUCAUGCCAAACCAAACUGCUUUCGUAAAGACCCUGAUCUCAACAUGCAUCCCAUUGCAUUUGCCCUAGGGAAGAAACUAUCUAGAGAGCUUGGAUUGCAGAAAAAGAAGUUCAUGCCUUACAAUUAUCAACACAAGUACUUCUUCAUAAUUGCACCACUUUUAAUAGUUCCCUUCUUCCAGUUCUCCAUAUACCAUUCUACAAUCAAACGCAAAGAAUGGGUGGAUCUAGCCUUGAUUGUCACUUACCAGAUCAGAAUCAUCCUUGUCUACAUGCCCAUGAUGGGGUUUAAGUGUUUCAUGGCAUACUACUGGCUGUCCAGAUUUCUGGAAGCGGCUUGGUUUAUCUGGGUUUCACAAAUGAAUCACAUUCCAAUGAAUAUUGACUAUGACACAAACAUGGACUGGGUAUCUACCCAGCUCCACGCAACAUGCAAUGUGGAUCAAUCAUUUUUCAAUGACUGGUUCACCGGUCAUCUGAAUUUCCAGAUUGAACACCACCUUUUCCCCACAAUGCCUCGCCACAACUAUAAUAAAGUAGCUCCUCUUGUGAAAUCCCUCUGUGCCAAGUAUGGUAUUACCUAUCAGAGCAAGCCCCUACUUACAGCCUUUGGAGACAUUUUGCGAUCUCUUAAGGUCUCUGGAGAAACCUGGCUUGAAGCAUAUCUGCAUGGAUAAACAUUUUGAGAAUGAACUCCAUCCCAAUGAAGAUCAAGCACUAGAGGGCAGCUGGUGGACUAAAGAAGAAUGUGGGGUCUAGUGGGUAAAUAGGCUAAGUGACAGUUUUGCUGGGAUGGGAUAAUUGAUACUUUUCUUCAUUCUCUGUACAGUGUUUCCUUGGAUCUGUAUUAUGUUUGUAUUGUGGCAUUUGGGAGAUGUGCAAAAGAUGAAUUAGUACCCUUGUAUUUCACUUGUUGCUUCUAUGAGAUUGAAACUGAGCUUUCUUUUUCCUUGUUUUGGGGAAGGUUGUGUCAUAUGGGAGAGGCACAGAGUUUAGAACAGAAGGGUGAGGUAAUGAGAAGAAAGAAGAUAAAAAUACAGUUUGUGAAUAACAUGUUACUUGAAGGACAACUUGAAGUUUUAGGAUAGCUUGCAAGGUCCAGUUUCUUUUGAAAGAGCAAAAGUCUUAGUUUAAAAAAAAAACAACCCUGUUGGAUAUUUGAAGUUUGAAUCUUCAAAAUAUUGCAAAAAAAAAGAAUAUGUUUGAUUGGUUAGGGUUUUAAUGUUCUUAAGAAGGAGAAAUUGUAAAUUCCUUAAAUGUGAUCCAAACCAUGAGUUUUGGGAAGAUUGUUUUACACCCAAAUGGAAUCAACAAGACCAAAAACCUUCCAUUCUGUCAAAGUUCCAUGUCAUACCUUAACCAAAAACUGUGACCCACCUCCAUGCCAAUUUUUGAGCUUCAGCAGAAAUAGCAUAGUUGAUGCUCAGGUGAAUGCAGAUUCAAUGCCGACCCUUUAGGUUACACACUUUUAAAAGUGUACUUUAGAAGGAAGGAUGACUCUUCCACUGUAUUGUGGACCUCAGCCUCUGGAAAGUUAAGACCUGAAGUCAUGACAUUUGUCUGGCACAGGAUUAAGUGAAAUAAUUUCUUUGUUAAAUAUAUGUUGCACUAAUGUGUGAUUGAUGCUCUUCUUUGAUCCUUUAGCACAGUUCACUAAGAUGUACACCACUUCAUGUGUACCUAUUUUAUUUAUUUGUAUCUUUUAAUAUAUUUCAUGAACUGAUUU
Molecule: messenger RNA, 2426 nt
Organism: Notechis scutatus (mainland tiger snake)
Lineage: Eukaryota; Metazoa; Chordata; Lepidosauria; Squamata; Elapidae
Product: acyl-CoA (8-3)-desaturase-like
Biological process (GO): lipid metabolic process
Cellular component (GO): membrane
Molecular function (GO): oxidoreductase activity, acting on paired donors, with oxidation of a pair of donors resulting in the reduction of molecular oxygen to two molecules of water
Source: RefSeq, a predicted model, not a curated record